AUGGCCGGUCCAACCUCCAAGCUGGCGGUCGCCAAAGAAGACAGUGCAGCCAAUUUACGGCUCCAAGAAGCCGAACAGAUUUACGGACGAGGCAAAGGUGUCAAUGCAAAGAGUGCACGAGACAAGAAGCUGCGCGCAAACCUGAAGAAGCAGGAAUUCAAGCACAAAGAGGCUGUCCUCCAGGCCAAGGAUGCUGAAAUUCUUCUCGAGCACACCGAAGGUUUCCUUGAGCCCGAGCACGAACUCGAAAAGACAUACAAGGUUCGCCAAGAUGAGAUUCGGGAAAGUGUCGGAAUCGAGACAGCGAAGAAGGGAUUCGAGCUCAAGCUCCCGGAUAUGGGACCAUACCGAAUGGACUACACUCGCAACGGUCGUGAUCUGCUGCUAGCGGGACGGAAGGGACAUGUCGCAACAAUGGACUGGCGCGAGGGUAAACUGGGCUGCGAGUUGCACUUGAAUGAGACUGUGCGGGAUGCACGCUGGCUGCAUAACAACCAAUUCUUUGCCGUCGCGCAGAAGAAGCACACUUAUAUCUACGAUCACCAGGGUACUGAGUUGCAUUGUCUGAGCAAGCACCUUGAGCCUCUUUUCCUGGAGUUCUUGCCCUACCACUUCCUUCUUGCGAGCGCUCAAAUGAGCGGCCAUCUCAAGUAUACCGAUACCUCAACCGGUCAAAUCGUCGCUGAGCUUCCGACUCGCCUAGGCAAGCCGACUGCUCUCGCCCAGAACCCGUGGAAUGCCAUCCUUCACGUUGGACACCAGAACGGCGCUGUCACGCUAUGGUCACCUAACUCUCAAACCCCUCUCGUGAAGGCUCUUGUUCACCAGGGACCAGUUCGGUCUAUGGCCAUGGAUCGUCAAGGCCGUUACAUGGUCUCCACCGGCCAAGACCAGAAGAUGAGCGUGUGGGAUAUCCGCAUGUACCGCGAAGUUCACCAGUACUCUUGCUACCAACCCGGUGCAUCUGUAUCUAUCAGUGACCGUGGUCUGACCGCAGUGGGUUGGGGAACGCAAAUGAGCGUAUGGCGAGGCCUAUUCGAUGCCGCCGCCGCAGAUGAAGGCAAGGUUCAAAGCCCUUACAUGGCGUGGGGUGGUGAUGGCCAGCGUAUCGAGAAUGUGCGCUGGUGCCCAUACGAAGAUAUUCUUGGUGUGGGACAUGAUCAAGGAUUUGCCAGCGUUCUCGUUCCCGGUGCCGGUGAACCCAACUUCGAUUCUCUGGAAGCCAACCCGUACGAGAAUGUGCGCCAGCGCCAAGAGCACGAGGUUCACUCGCUGCUCACCAAGUUGCAGCCGGAUAUGAUCUCGCUCGAUCCCAAUGUUAUCGGAAAGCUCGAUACGAUCAGCGACCAGAAGUACCAGCAGCAGCGCAGACCGGAUGAGAAACCCGAGGAUACCAUGGAUAAGAUCAAGAACCGUGGUCGUGGUCGCAACAGUGCUUUGCGCAAGUACCUGCGCAAGAAGGGUGGCAAGAAUGUUAUUGACGAGAAGCGUCUCAAGGCUGAGACUCUGCGCAAGGAACAUGCUGCCCGCCACAAGGAGAGGCUCAAGGCAGAGCGCAAUGAUCUGGGACCUGCUUUGUCUCGGUUUGCCAAAUAG
This is a messenger RNA of Penicillium brevicompactum, 1596 nucleotides long. RefSeq names its product WDR46/Utp7 family protein. The transcript is spliced from 2 exons. The coding region runs from base 1 to 1596 and encodes 531 amino acids. Gene Ontology annotation, biological process: maturation of SSU-rRNA from tricistronic rRNA transcript (SSU-rRNA, 5.8S rRNA, LSU-rRNA). Gene Ontology annotation, molecular function: protein binding. Lineage: Eukaryota; Fungi; Ascomycota; Eurotiomycetes; Eurotiales; Aspergillaceae. Gene Ontology annotation, cellular component: small-subunit processome; 90S preribosome; nucleolus. The record is from RefSeq and is a predicted model, not a curated record.